AAAUAGCGUUGCAUCCACCAAAUGUAUACAUUGCGAUAUAUAUAAUUUCUGGCUACCGAAUAAACUAGUUAUUUUAGAUCAAACUUGUGAGUGGUGAAGUAAGGUGAAAAACAAAACUUCAGAAUGUCUAUGGUACCUCUCCUCUUUCGUGAUUGGUGGGACGAAGAAGACAUGUUUCGUCCUUCACGUCUUCUGGAUCAACAAUUUGGAUUGGGAUUGAGAAGGGACGAUCUAAUUAAUUCACUAAGCACCAUACCCAGAAGAUCAAGGCUAUGUAACUACAUCAGACCGUGGACUACUACUCCUACCAGUCUUCAAAGACAAGAUUCCGGAUCUACUAUCACUCAGGAUAAAGACAAAUUUCAAGUUAUUUUAGACGUCCAACAAUUUACGCCAAGUGAAAUUACCGUGAAGACCAACGGCAACAGUAUCAUCGUAGAAGGUAAACACGAAGAGAAACAAGAUGAACACGGUUUUAUUAUGAGGCACUUUGUCAGAAGAUAUGUCCUACCCGAAACGCAUGAUGCCGAAGGAGUUAUCUCAUCAUUAUCUUCCGAUGGAGUUUUGACUGUGAGUGCUCCAAAAAGAAAAGAGAAACCCUCUUCAGCUGAAAGAGUAGUUCCCAUAACGCAAACUGGACCUGCUAAGAACACUGUAACGCCAGUAGUGGAAAGUCCUUCCCCACAAGCUUAAGUUACGAAUGAGGCGGAUUUUUUAUGUUACUUGAUUUACAAAAAAACUAU
This is a messenger RNA of Diorhabda sublineata, 743 nucleotides long. RefSeq names its product protein lethal(2)essential for life (gene l(2)efl). Gene Ontology annotation, biological process: response to heat; protein refolding. The record is from RefSeq and is a predicted model, not a curated record. The coding region runs from base 124 to 693 and encodes 189 amino acids. The transcript has 3 exons. NCBI's taxonomy places the organism in Eukaryota, Metazoa, Arthropoda, Insecta, Coleoptera, Chrysomelidae. Gene Ontology annotation, molecular function: protein folding chaperone.